AUGGAGAUGGGUAAACUGGUGGUGAACAUCAUGAGUGUGUAUGCGGCGCAACAAGGUUGUGCAGACGAAGAGAAGGAGAAGUUUUGGGAGGAGUUGGACGAAGAAGUGAGAAAAAUUCCAGCUGAGGAGAAACUAUGGAUAGGGGGUGAUUUCAAUGGACACGUUGGUGGUGAUAACACAGGCAGAGAAGAGACGAUGGGCAAAUUUGGUUAUGGUACUAAGAAUGAUGGUGGGGAAGAACUCAAUACGAAAGACUGUAAAGUAAUUCUUGGGGAAAGCAUCACAAACCAACACCGACCAGUCAUUUGCACACUUAAUGUUGUGAAGUCAAAGCCCCAGACGAAGUCAAGAACCCAGAAAAUCAAGUGGUGGAAGCUAAAAGAAGCGCAGAGCAGAGAUGAUUUUACAGAUAAGGUUAGAGAGACCCUAGAAAGACGUAGACAGGAAGAGAGGUGUGACUGGGAAACAAUCGCAGAAGACAUGCGGGAUCUGGGAGAGAAAGUCUGUGGCAAAACCUCCGGAAAGGCAAAGGCUGGAAAGGAGACGUGGUGGUGGUGUGAUGAAGUCCAGAGAAGAAUUAGUGAGAAGAAGGAAGCAAAGAAGAAACUCUUUGAAGAUCCAUCUGAAGAGAACAAAGCUUACUACAAAACAACAAAGAAGGAAGCUAAAAGAGCUGUAGCAACCGCAAAGGCAAGAGCAUAUAACCAACUCUACGAAGACCUUGAUACAACAGAAGGUACGAAAAAGGUACUUAGAAUUGCUAAACAAAGGGACAAAAACUCGAAAGACAUCUAUCAGACAAAAUGGAUAAAGAACGAUGAGGGGAAUGUGUUAACAAAUGAUGAGGAUAUUCUGGAAAGGUGGCGGUUGUAUUUUAUGAAGCUCAUGAAUGAAGAAAAUCCUAGGGAAGCACGUGAGGAGGAACAGGUGGGGAAUCCUGGUGAGGUGGAAGCCAUCACUGAAGAUGAGAUUUUCGAUGAAGAAAAGAUCCCAGAGUCGUGGCGGAAGAGCAUACUCGUCCCUAUCUAUAAGAACAAAAGUGACAUCAUGGCCUGUGGUAACUACCGAGGCAUAAAACUCAUGAGCCACAGCAUGAAAUUAUUUGAACGUAUGGUUGAGCACCGACUAAGGUGUGGUGAACAUCAGUGA
Molecule: messenger RNA, 1149 nt
Organism: Penaeus monodon (black tiger shrimp)
Lineage: Eukaryota; Metazoa; Arthropoda; Malacostraca; Decapoda; Penaeidae
Exons: 3
Coding region: 1-1149 (382 amino acids)
Source: RefSeq, a predicted model, not a curated record